Messenger RNA from Oenanthe melanoleuca, 789 nucleotides. Its product is annotated as feather keratin 1-like. The transcript has 3 exons. NCBI's taxonomy places the organism in Eukaryota, Metazoa, Chordata, Aves, Passeriformes, Muscicapidae. Gene Ontology annotation, molecular function: structural constituent of cytoskeleton. The coding region runs from base 1 to 582 and encodes 193 amino acids. The record is from RefSeq and is a predicted model, not a curated record. Gene Ontology annotation, cellular component: intermediate filament.
AUGACUCCAACUGACCCCCUGACCAUCAGAUCCAGCUUUGCCCUCCUGGCCUUGGAGCUCAUUCUGCAGAAGGGGCACGUGGCCGCUGCUGACAUUGGCAAAGAAGCCUGGGUUGUGUUUGGACAUGAGUCUGCAGGAAAAUUGUUGCCCUGUGCAGUUACUGUGGGCCUGGGGCAGUGCAGAAGCAGUAUAAAAGCAGCUCCUUCUCCUCACUCUCUCAUCCACUCUUCCCAUCUCCAGCUUCUAGGGAAUAAGGUGCCUCUCCAGCCCCAAGCCAUGUCCUGCUACACCCCGUGCCGGCCCUGCCAGCCCUGCGGCCCCACCCCGCUGGCCAACAGCUGCAAUGAGCCCUGUGUCAGGCAGUGCCAGGACUCCCAUGUGGCCAUCCAGCCACCUGCUGUGCUGGUGACCCUGCCCGGCCCCAUCCUCAGCUCCUUCCCACAGAACACUGCCGUGGGAUCCUCCACCUCUGCUGCUGUUGGCAGCAUCCUCAGCUCUCAGGGAGUGCCCAUCAGCUCUGGGGGCUUUGGCCUCUCAGGCUUGGGCAGUGGCCUCUGUGGCACCAGGUCCUUCCCCUGCUAAAGCUGCUGGCCACGGCCCUGGGCAAGGAAGCCAGGGACUGCCAGGAUGGAAGCGCCCUGGGGACGCAGCAUCGGCUCUUUGCUUCCCCAGGGGCUGAGCAACCCCAGCAGCUCCUGCAGCAGGAUGGGGCCAGCCUGGGCUCCUGGCAAGCACAGCCCAUCCCUGCCUCUGCCCUCUGCCCUCUGCCCCUCUGUCCUUUCCCUCCUG